GUUGCGGUUGAGCUGCCGGGAUAUCAGUCAUUCCUUUGAACUCUUAUGUCAACCGUCUCUUUAUUUUUCUUCUCCUGACAGCAGAUCUAUUCUUAUUCAUAGGCGCGGCGACGAUAGCUCCGGAGGCCAUGAGGCUCUGAUCUCCGCACUCUCCCAGGUCGCAGAGGGAGCAAAGGCUGCCUGCAGCAGAGGAGAAACAGGACGAGUCGAAUACCCUCGCAUACGAGCUGUCACGUUACUUGUUUGUCGAUUUGUUUGCUAAUUUCCGCAAUCUGCGGUAAUACUUCUUCCAAAACACGAUGGCUUCAAUUGUGGAGGACGAAGACGAUCGAGACAUUGCAGGCUCACAAGAUGGAAGCUCGGAUAACGACAUGGAUGAUACACUCAGAGAUGCGGACGAGGGCGGGGGCGACAAUGAACCUGAUAUGGACGCGGAUGGCGAUGCAGACGACCAGGAUGCGGACAGCGCGUCCAAUGCGAGCCAUGCUUCUGAAAGCGCCGAAGUAGCAACGCAACAGAACCAGGAGACUACAAUGACUCCGGUUCCCGACAAUGCGACGACCGACCUAACCUCCGUUUUCCAUCCGAGCGUGCGUCCCGAAUGCCUGACAGCUUCCAGCUACGAUAUAGUCCCCACGACCGCUGCGCCGCACAGUACCUCGAUUAACGCCAUAACAGCGACCGCAGAUAUGCGGUGGGUGUUUAGUGGUGGCUCCGAUGGAUAUGUGCGGAAAUUCAACUGGGUGGACUCUAUCAACAGUAAGCUUAUGUUGACUGUUGCGCAAAGGCAUCCGUUCGUCGACAGCGUGAUAAAGGCGGGCGUUCUGAUGACAUACUGGGAGAACAUGGAUGGAAAUGCUUUAUCGCCAGUCUAUUCGCUGGCCUGUCAAAGCGAAGGGCUCUGGCUGUUAUCUGGCUUGGAAUCCGGGAGCAUUCGACUACAGUCUAUACGGCACGACGAAGGCAAAGAGAUUGCCCUGUUACAGCAGCAUACCUCAGCAGUCUCGGUGCUUUCUCUAACGUCUGAUGAGAAAUCAUUACUUUCCGGUAGCUGGGAUAAGCGAAUAUAUGAUUGGGACCUCAAUACAGGACAAACCAGACGCGUUUUCGGAUCCAGCGCCGGUCAGAUCUCGGCAAUUGAGCUACGCCCUGAGUCCAGCUUGCCAGUCCCCAGAGACACAACUGAGAUUCAGCAACCUAAUGGAACUUUCUCAUCCAACAAUCAGGCGAGCGGAGGUAAUAGCUUCAGCUAUAUGGACACAACGAAUGAUCAGGGCGACAACGACGCGGUGAACCCGCAGGCCGGAUCACCAGCAGACUCGCUCUUUGGAGGAGCUGAUUCUUUGUUCGGCGAUGCAGACGGCACAGCUGGCGAUGGACUGGGCACAGCAACCAAUUCGUUUGGCAUAGAUGACGACGAUGAGUUCGGCAAAGCUCUUACCAACGGUGUCGCUCCUGACGCUGAUGCCGCUGGCGAACCAGACACAGUGCAGCAAAAAAAUCUCUUUGACUCCAAAGAUCCUUCCAAUGAUGCCCCCGGCGUCGAUUCAAACACACUUGUACCCAACCAACCGCUAGAUUCUCACUCAACGGACGCAGUAAAUAACCAAUCCCAACCAUUAGUUAACGGCCUUCCCCACGCUGAAGAACUAGAACCGCCUUCACAGAGCCAAGAACACACUCAAUCAACGCCGACAGAGGCAAGCAAUGACAACGAUAAUACCUUCCUCGCUGCAUCAAUAGACGGUACUAUUAGGGUGUGGGACAGACGGCAGCCAUCCGCCAUCGCCCGCAUCACUCCCCGCAAUUCUCCGCCUUGGUGCAUGAACGCCUGCUGGUCCCCAGACGGGAAUUACAUCUACGCCGGUCGCCGCAACGGUACGGUAGAAGAAUAUAGUCUUCACAAGGGUCUCCGUGAGCCAGAACGGACCUUCAAGUUUCCGCAGGGAAGUGGACCUGUGACGGCUCUCAAGGCAAUGCCUAAUGGUCGGCAUCUCCUUUGCGCAUCCCAUGAUAUCCUCCGUCUAUACGAUCUUAAGCACGAACAGGCAACCCGCCACUCAACCGUUCCUUUCCUCAUCAUUCCUGGUCACCGCACCGGGACAGUCUCGCAGCUAUAUGUCGAUCAAGCGUGUCGGUUCCUUGUCUCAACUAGUGGUAACAGAGGGUGGGAAGGUAGCACGACGGAAGUGCUGCUGGGAUAUGAGAUUGGUGUUCCUGUUGUUAGGUAGUCGAAUCUAUCACAUCCU
Messenger RNA from Aspergillus nidulans FGSC A4, 2249 nucleotides. Its product is annotated as protein acdX. The transcript has 3 exons. Gene Ontology annotation, cellular component: chromatin; SAGA complex. Lineage: Eukaryota; Fungi; Ascomycota; Eurotiomycetes; Eurotiales; Aspergillaceae. Gene Ontology annotation, biological process: positive regulation of conjugation with cellular fusion. The record is from RefSeq and is a predicted model, not a curated record. The coding region runs from base 300 to 2231 and encodes 643 amino acids.